AUGAUCAUUGUAGAUGCAGGCACAGGAAAUGGUAUUUGGGCACUUGAAAUGGCAGCUGAAAACUUAAAUACGCAAGUCAUUGGACUUGAUUUACGCCCACCUACUGAACAACAAGGAAGACCUAAAAAUCUAAAAUACCAUGAAGCGGACAUUACAGAAACAUGGCCCUUGGAUUCCAAUUCAGUUGAUUUUAUCUUUCAACGUAGUAUGGGUCAAACGAUUCAAAAAGAACAAUGGCCUAAAGUACUGAAUGAAAUGUUGCGAGUACUAAAACCGGGUGGAACGAUUGAAUUGGUGGAAGCCGAUUUGUGGCAUCAUAAUCCUGGCCCUGUUCAGCGUGCAUUUGAUGAAUUUUAUCAAAGCCAAUGUGUUGAAAAUGGACUGGACUGGAGUUUUACUGAAAAUAUGGAUCAAGAGCUUACUUCCAUGGGUUAUGUUGAAGUAGACCAUCGUACUUUAGAUGUGCCUAUUGGUGAAUGGCCACAAGAUUCAGAACUAAAGCAGUUUGGGUUUAUUAACAAGGAAAUCCAAAAAGCUUUUUUGAGAAAUAGAAAAGGCUUUUAUGUCACUAAAUGGGGAAUUACACCUGAUGAUUAUGAAUUAGCAGUGCAAGAAGUCCUUGCUGAAUUUGAAGACUACCAUGGUUUUACCCGUUAUAACUGUUGGACUGCAAAGAAACCAACCAAUCAAUAA
This is a messenger RNA of Gilbertella persicaria, 693 nucleotides long. RefSeq names its product S-adenosyl-L-methionine-dependent methyltransferase. The transcript has 3 exons. The record is from RefSeq and is a predicted model, not a curated record. Bases 1 to 693 code for a protein of 230 amino acids. Gene Ontology annotation, molecular function: methyltransferase activity. NCBI's taxonomy places the organism in Eukaryota, Fungi, Mucoromycota, Mucoromycetes, Mucorales, Choanephoraceae.